Messenger RNA from Lotus japonicus, 864 nucleotides. RefSeq lists its product as uncharacterized. NCBI's taxonomy places the organism in Eukaryota, Viridiplantae, Streptophyta, Magnoliopsida, Fabales, Fabaceae. The transcript has 2 exons. Gene Ontology annotation, molecular function: catalytic activity. The record is from RefSeq and is a predicted model, not a curated record. The coding region runs from base 1 to 864 and encodes 287 amino acids.
AUGAGGAUCUUUUCGUGGAACUGUCGGGGGCUUGAGAACCUACCGACAGAGCAGGCUUUGAUUAAGCUCAUCCACUCCAAAGUUCCCGAUGUGGUGUUUGUUUCUGAGACUUGUUUACAUGCAGCAGAGGCCCAACGGCGGCGUCGCCUUGGGGGAAUGUCAAAUGUUUUUCCGGUAGGUUGUGCUGGUAAUGGAAAAUCCAGAGGAGGAGGUUUGUGUAUGUGGUGGCGACAUGAUUUGGAGCUGGAGAUUAUUAACUCUUCUCUCAACCAUAUUAUGUGUACUAUAUUGCAUCCGGACACGCAGUUUCCUAUGACGUUGAUUGGGGUUUAUGGUUUUCCGGAUAAUCGGAGGAAGAGGGAUACUUGGAAUUUGAUUAGAGGUCUGCUCGGCGGCUCGGCUCGCCCUUGUCUAGUGAUUGGUGAUUUUAAUGAUUUGGUGUCUCCGACAGACAAGUCAGGGUACAGGUUUACUUGGUCCAACAAACAGGAAGCGUCGAAUAAUAUUCAGGAGAGGAUUAAUUUUGCUCUUACUAAUAGUGCAUGGGAUGCGCUAUGGGCCUCUACUUUUGUUUCACACAUGCAGAAGCACCGUUCAGAUCAUAGCCCCCUUCUCUUGACCUGUGACACUUAUAGGAGGAGAAAGGAACUAGCCAGAAAGCGAAUGUUCCGGUUUGAGGAAAUGUGGUUGAGAGAAGGAAGGGAAUGUGAAGAGGUGGUGUCCGAGAAUUGGUGUCAAGAGGGCGCUACGGUAAUGGAGAAGUUGGCAUUAGUGAGUGGAGCUCUAGAUGGCUGGGGGAAGGAAAAAUUUGGGGAUUUACCACGGAAAAUCUCUGAUCAGCAGGCUAUUUUACAAAAGGCUUAA